Messenger RNA from Candidula unifasciata, 948 nucleotides. Lineage: Eukaryota; Metazoa; Mollusca; Gastropoda; Stylommatophora; Geomitridae. The record is from the annotation of a GenBank genome assembly.
AUGCAAGUUGUCAACUUUGAGAUUGGAGAGAAGGAUGAGCUGGCCCUCAGCAUUAUUUCCUACCUCGGCUGUAGCGUCACGCUCAUCACCCAGAUCAUGGCAAUCACUGUUUUCACCUGCAUCAGGUCCCUCAACUCUGAGAGAGUUUGUGUCCAUAGAAACCUCUGUAUCUCUAUCUUAGCAGCCCAAAUAACGUUUAUUUCUGGCAUCAAGGCUGUGCAGAACAAGGUAUUAUCUAUUCAUUUGCUACUUGUCCAUUUUCUAAAACAGUUGUGUGUGCCGUUGUGGCGGUGUUUCUGCAUUACUUUCUACACAAGCUCAUUCAUGUGGAUGCUUGUUGAAGGGCUGCAUCUCUACAACAUGAUAAUCAACGUGUUUGGCACAGAACGUUCCAGAAUUGUUUACUACACCUGCAUUGGUUACGGUCUACCCUUGCUGCUUGUGGCCAUCUCCGCUGUAGUUGACUGGGAAGGCUAUGGAACCAAGUACAGCUGCUGGCUAUCCAUCCAUCAAUCAACAAUCUGGGCCUUCGUUGGACCAGCCAUGGCAAUUAUAAUAGUCAACUUUGUCAUAUUAGCAGUGGUCAUCAGAAUCGUUAUUACUUCAGCGAGGACAGAUAAAAAUACCAACUACGACCAUAUCAGGGCAGGAAUCAAGGCGACUGUGCUGCUUCUGCCUCUCCUUGGAUUGACCUGGAUCUUUGGUCUUGCUGCUGUCAGCGAGAAGCUGGUAGUUUUCCAGUACCUGUUCGCCAUCCUCAACACCUUACAGGGAUUCUUCAUCUUCAUGCUUCAUUGUGUCUUCAACACAGAGGUAAGGUGUCAUGACUCAGUUUUAUUAUUUUUUUUUUUUUUUAUUGAAAACUGGUUUGUUUUUCAAGGUUUAAAAAUAUAUUUUAAAAUCAAAAAUAGGCGCUGUCACUACUGGCUGUAUGUGCCAAUUGUCCAG